Messenger RNA from Linepithema humile (Argentine ant), 834 nucleotides. Its product is annotated as circadian clock-controlled protein daywake-like. NCBI's taxonomy places the organism in Eukaryota, Metazoa, Arthropoda, Insecta, Hymenoptera, Formicidae. The record is from RefSeq and is a predicted model, not a curated record.
GAUUGUCCACGACUGAACCGGCGACUAUGUACGCUGUCAUUAUUCGCGCCUGUUUUGCCUGCAUGCUAUUUACCGUAGCCUUGGCCACAAUACCACCGUACAUAAAAGUAUGCAGUCGAAACGAUCCAAACAUAAAUAUGUGUGUAGCUAAUUCGAUUGAGCAACUACGACCGAAAUUGACUACAGGAAUUCCUGAAUUAGAUGUUCCAACAAUCGAACCGUUUAUACUGAAGCGUAUACAACUAUUAAAGGGUCCCAAAAAUGCGAAGCUUGACUUCCUAAUUUCGAACUUACAAGUGUAUGGGCCUUCCACAUUCAAGAUUCGAGACUUAAAGGUAGAUUUAAAAGAUAAUAUAAUCAUUACUUUUAAAGUCAACUUCCCCAAGCUUGAGUUUCGUGGAAAAUAUCGAAUAGAUACGCAAAUUCUGUUAAUCAGAUUGUUUGGAGAAGGAAAUGUCACUGGAAAUUUCCUUGGCUACGACAGCAACUGCUUUUUGAAGGCUAACAAAGUUUUAAAGAAUAACAAUACCCACAUAAACUUUGAGAAAAUGAAAUUUAACAUUAGGGUAGGCAAAGCCCAUUUUAAUCUUGGCAAUCUGUUUAACGGCGAUGAAGUUCUCGGAGCAGCUGGCAACGAGGUUGUGAAUGCUAAUAGUCAUUUGUUGGUGGAAGAGCUAACACCUGAACUCGAAAAUUCUUUAUCGGAUCUCCUGACGAACAUCGCCAACAAGAUCACCGAAAAAUUCACAUACGAUGAACUGUUUCCCCUUUAAUAAUUUACCUCUCAAACUUAUUGAGAUCGAUACAUUUCGAUUUUUGUUAGUCAAAUUUUUA